UUUCGAGCACACAUACAUACAUUCCUGAGUGACGGAUAGAGCGACGACGACAUGUCGCCCAAUCGAUGGAUACUCCUGCUGAUCUUCUACAUUUCGUAUCUGAUGCUCGGCGCUGCCAUCUACUAUCACAUCGAGCACGGUGAGGAGAAGGUGGCGCGGACUGAGGCCGCCGAAGAGCGCCAGGAGAUCCAUGCAUAUCUGGUGGAAGAGCUCUCGGAUAAGAAUGUGAGCACACAGAACGAGAUACUCGAACGGAUAACGGAGUACUGCGGCAAGCCGGUGACGGAUAUCGCGAAGGAUGAGCACGAGAUCCCCUUCACGUGGACCUUCUACCAUGCCUUCUUCUUUGCCUUCACCGUCUGCUCGACGGUGGGCUACGGCAACAUAUCGCCGACCACAUUUGCGGGUCGUAUGAUCAUGAUUGUGUACUCGGUGAUCGGUAUACCGGUCAAUGGCAUACUCUUUGCCGGCCUGGGCGAGUACUUUGGGCGAACGUUCGAGGCCAUCUAUCGAAGGUACAAGAAGUACAAGAUGAGCACGGACAUGCACUAUGUGCCGCCGCAACUGGGGCUCAUUACCACCGUGGUGAUCGCUUUGGUGCCGGGCAUAGCCCUGUUCCUGCUGCUGCCCUCGUGGGUGUUCACAUACUUCGAGAACUGGCCCUACUCCAUCUCGCUGUACUACAGCUAUGUGACGACCACAACCAUUGGAUUUGGCGACUACGUGCCCACAUUUGGGCCCAAUCAGCCGCGUGAGUUUGGCGGCUGGUUUGUGGUCUAUCAGAUCUUUGUCAUCAUUUGGUUUAUCUUCUCGCUGGGAUAUCUGGUCAUGAUCAUGACAUUCAUCACGCGAGGUCUGCAGAGCCAGAAGCUGGCGCAUCUGGAGCAGCAGCUGUCCUCCAAUCUGAAGGCCACGCAGAACCGCAUCUGGACGGGCGUCACCAAGGAUGUUGGCUACCUCAGGCGCAUGCUCAACGAGCUCUAUAUCCUCAAAGUGAAGCCUGUCUACACGGACAUCGAUUUUGCAUAUACCAUGCCGCGCUCCGCUUCCUGUCCGGAUCUGAGCAUGUACCGUGUGGAACCAGCACCGAUACCGAGCCGCAAGCGAGCCUUCUCCGUGUGCGCCGAUUUGGCCGCAGCCCAGGAUGCGGCAGCGGCUUCGGGACUAAUGAUUCACGCCAGCUCCGACACGGAGCUGAGCAAGCUGGAUCGGGAGAAGACAUUCGAGACGGCGGAGGCAUAUCGCCAGACGACGGAUCUGCUGGCAAAGGUGGUCAGUGCUCUGGCGACUGUGAAGCCGCCGCCGGCAGCGGAAUCGGAGGACCCGGCGCUCUAUGGGGGCUACCAUGGCUUCUCUGACUCACAGAUCCUGGCCAGCGAAUGGUCCUUCUCGACGGUGAAUGAGUUCUCGGCCCCGCCACCCCGUCGCCAGCGGGCCCGCGCCUGUUCCGACUUCAACAUCGAUCCGCCGCACUGGAAGAGCGAGCGUCCGCUGCGGGCCUUGCACAACGAGUGGACCUGGAGCGGGGACAACCAGCAGAUUCAGGAGGCCUUCAACAAUCGCUACAAGGGCCAUGCCGCCAACGGCGGAGCCACCUCCAUGGUCCACCUGGAGCCGGAUGCCCUGGAGGAGCAGCUCAAGAAGGCGGGCAACACCUCGACCCCCAUUGCCGGGCGCGUCAAGAAGUUCUCGAUGCCGGAUGGCCUACGUCGGCUGUUUCCCUUCCAGCGAAAGCGCCACUCCCAGGAUCUGGAGCGGAAGCUGUCCGUUGUCUCGGUGCCGGAGGGGGCCACCGCACUGCCGCCCCGCUCUCCACUCGACUACUACAACAACACGGUCACCGCCGCCUCCAGCCAGUCGUAUCUGCGCAACGGUCGCGGUCCGCCGCCACCCUUCGAUUCAAAUGGCAGCCUCGCCUCCGGCGGCGGCCUGACCAACCUGGGCUUCCAUCUGGACGACACGGAGCAGGCCUCCCUCCCAGCCGGAGCAGGAGCUAGUGGAGCGUACCAGCGUCGGCCGCCGGCUGCUGGCAAGCGGCGCCGCGAGAGCAUCUACACCCAGAAUCCCGCCAUUGCCGGCCGCCGGGGCAGCAUGUAUCCACCCACAGCAGCGGCGGCGGCCCUGGCCCAGAUGCAGAUGCGACGCGGCAGCAUGGCCACCAGCGGCUCGGGAUCUGCGGCAAUGGCAGCAGUGGCGGCCCGACGGGGCAGCCUCUUCCCGGCCACGGCCACGGCCUCGUCCUCAUCGAUGGCUUCGAUGGCGGCGCCGCGACGCUCAAGCAUCUUCUCGGUGACCUCCGAGAAGGAUAUGAACGUGCUGGAGCAGACCACCAUAGCGGAUCUCAUACGAGCCCUCGAGGUGGUGCACACCCACGCCGUGCUGGACGAGCAGCAGCAGGCGGCUGCGGCAGCAUCAACGGCCGGCGGCGGCAACAGGCUGGGCAGCCGGAAGCAACGCAAGAUGGGCAAUGCUGGCCUCGAUCCACCCCAGCUGCCGCCCAUACUCUCUCUCUUUGCCGGCGACCAGACCCGCUCACUGCAGGCGGCCGCCGCCAAUCGUCUGUAUGCCCGUCGCUCCACCAUCGUGGGCACCAUGUCGCCGAGUGGCACAAGCCGACCGAUUCUGGAGCCACCACCAAGCUACACGGAGCGGGCAAGCGGUCAGAAUCCGAUUCAGAAUCAAGGGGCAGCCUCAACGACUGCAGCCUUGGCCUCGAGCACGGGCAAGUUCCGACGCCGCUUCAGUGUCCGGCCCACGGCACUGCAGAUACCGCCCGGUCAAGCGCCGCCACCCGGCGCCAGCCUGAUCGAGCAGGCAACGGGCACGGGCACCAGCCCCUCGCAGUCCGCACUGCAGCGCCGCCUCUCGCUGCGUCCCUCGCCGCUGGCCCGUGAACUGUCGCCCACCUCGCCCCCAGGAGGAGGAGCUACCGGUACCACUGCGGCGGACGAGGCCUCAGCCACACGACUGCUGCCCCUGCCGGCGGGGACAAGGCCCAGCACCAGCAGCACCCACUCACCGCUGUCGAGAAUCGUGCAGAUAUCGCAGGCGCAGCGUAAGAGCAGCAUGCCCACCGCGGGACCUGGAGCGGGCUCGGGCCCUGGGGGAGAGAAGUAGGUGCCGGUGUGCUUAUCCAUACCAAUGUCAAUGAAAGUGAUCGUUUAUCCACCUGUCUGUCGAUAAGGAAUAAUCCUUAGUUGUUAUGAUUAUGUUAUACUAUAUGUAGGGGCCCCAAAGAGGCCCCUCCCAAAGAGAUGUACGAUCUGUUAUCCUAAUAUUAUGUACUCUCUGUACUAUUCUCUCUUAUUUUUUUGUUUGUUAUCCUAUAUUUAUAUUUAUACUUAUCCUCUACAAUAUAUACUCUGUGUAUGCAUAAUGCUAAGAAGGGGCUUACAUGAACAAACGAAACAUCAGCGUAUUCGAAAGGAACUUUGCAAACGAUCCAAUAGAUAGGUAGAUUUAGUUUCACGGCAAGUUUAUGCCGAGAGAUGAAAAACUUGGCACAUUCCAAAUUUACUAUUACUAUUCCAUACUCGUGCAUAUAUUAAACAUUGUCAUAUACCAGCAUAAGACAAAAAUGGAUGUAUAUCAAUUUUGUGCAAAAAAGAACAUGGGAAUCAAUGCACUUAUAUAUGCUAUCCCACAACUGGAAAUGGGGAUGGGAUAUUCCUUAGCAGGCACCAACUUACAGACACUACCGAUGCCUGCCACAAUAUAUUAAUAAUAAACUCCUGCAUUAGUUUAACCAAA
Messenger RNA from Drosophila persimilis, 3750 nucleotides. It is a transcript of the gene Ork1, whose product is annotated as open rectifier potassium channel protein 1. Gene Ontology annotation, biological process: potassium ion transmembrane transport; stabilization of membrane potential. Gene Ontology annotation, molecular function: potassium ion leak channel activity. The record is from RefSeq and is a predicted model, not a curated record. Gene Ontology annotation, cellular component: membrane. Bases 52 to 3117 code for a protein of 1021 amino acids. The transcript is spliced from 7 exons. Lineage: Eukaryota; Metazoa; Arthropoda; Insecta; Diptera; Drosophilidae.